AUGUUCUACACACAUGUGCUUAUGAGUAAGCGAGGGCCAUUGGCCAAAAUCUGGCUUGCUGCUCACUGGGAGAAGAAACUCACAAAGGCUCAUGUAUUUGAAUGUAAUCUAGAGAUAACCAUUGAAAAAAUUCUUUCACCUAAGGUGAAAAUUGCACUUCGAACUUCAGGACACCUUCUUUUGGGAGUUGUGCGAAUCUAUAAUAGGAAGGCAAAAUAUCUUUUGGCAGAUUGCAGUGAAGCAUUGCUUAAAAUGAAGAUGACAUUUCGCCCAGGACUGGUUGACCUUCCAAAAGAGAAUUUUGAAGCUGCUUACAAUGCUAUUACACUGCCAGAAGAAUUUCAUGAUUUUGACACCCAGAAUGUGAAUGCUAUUGAUGUUUCAGAACACUUUGCUCAGAACCAAAGCAGACCAGAGGAAAUCACACUUAGAGAAGAUUAUGGUAAUGACCUACUUUUCCAAGCUGGAAGCUUUGGGGAAGAACCUGAAAUUCUCAGAAGACAUAGCUUCUUUGAUGACAACAUAUUGCUGAAUUCCAGUGGUCCUCUAGUUGAACAUAGUUCUGGAAGCCUUGCUGGAGAAAAGUCUCUGUUCUAUGACAGUGGAGAUGGAUUUGGAGAUGAAGGGGCUGCAGGAGAGAUGAUUGACAAUCUACUGCAAGAUGAUCAGAAUAUCCUAUUAGAAGACAUGCAUUUGAGCAGAGAAAUUUCUCUGCCUCCUGAGCCUCCUGAUACUAUAGUGGUGGAACCAGAUAAUCCAGAGUAUAUAUGUCUACCUGAAAAUGGAAAAAUGGAUGACAUAUUAUCAAAUGAAGAACAAGGAUUUACCCUUGACCCAAUUGAUGCUUCAGACUUUGCUGAGAAGAGAAAAGGCAAAAAGAGGAAAUUGCUUAUAGAUCCAAUCAAGGAGAUCAGUAGCAAAAUUAUGCAUAAACAGCUUACUUCCUUUACGGACACACUCAUGGUUUUGGAACUUGCACCUCCUACCCAAAGACUGAUGAUGUGGAAGAAGAAGGGAGGAGUGGACACGCUUCUGUCAACUGCUGCCCAGGAUUUGACUCAUGCUGAACUGAAAAUGUUGUUUACAAAAUGCUUUCUGUCCUCUGGCUUUAAACUUGGAAGAAAAUUGAUACAGAAGGAAUCAGUAAGGGAAGAAGUGGAAAGCAAAAACAUAAUAGAGACCUCUGUGAUGGAAGAACUAAAUUCUCAGCGAGACUUAAAUCAAUCCAAAAUGUGGAAGGAUGUGAUUGAUGGAUCUAACUGUAGCUCUCGUGAGGAUAUCAAUAAAAAUACUAGUUCCGAGCAGGAUAUUGUUGAAAUGGUAUCUUUAGCUGCUGAGGAAUCCUCUUUAAUGAAUGCCAUCUUAGCACAAGAAAAUGAGACUUGUACAGUGGAGUUGGAGUCAUCGGAGAAUGAACAUAAUACUGAGACAGAGAGAUGGAAUCGAAGAAUUCUUCAGAUCUUACAUAGUUUGAGGGAAUCCAACAAGAUGGGAAUGCAGUACUUUAGUCUGAUGAAACUCUGCAGAAAUAGUGACCGAAAACAGGCUGCUGCCAAAUUUUAUAGCUUUCUUGUCCUAAAAAAACAGCAGGCAAUUGAGUUGAGCCAGAGUACUCCCUAUGCAGAUAUUAUAGCUACAGUGGGACCAAUGUUCCAUAAAAUGUGA
Enhydra lutris kenyoni (northern sea otter) is the source of this 1665-nucleotide messenger RNA. Its product is annotated as RAD21 cohesin complex component like 1. The coding region runs from base 1 to 1665 and encodes 554 amino acids. Gene Ontology annotation, biological process: synaptonemal complex assembly; replication-born double-strand break repair via sister chromatid exchange; mitotic sister chromatid cohesion. Gene Ontology annotation, cellular component: synaptonemal complex; cohesin complex. Lineage: Eukaryota; Metazoa; Chordata; Mammalia; Carnivora; Mustelidae. Gene Ontology annotation, molecular function: chromatin binding; protein binding. The record is from RefSeq and is a predicted model, not a curated record. The transcript is spliced from 13 exons.